AUGUCUGUAUUUCCGCUGCAAUCAAUGCUGUUGAAUACCUUCUCGUCCGAGUCUUCAUGCUGCUCAAUGGACUGGAAGGAAAGCCCAGAAGCCCACGUUUUCAAGUUUGAUCUUCCGGGACUGACUAAAGAAGACGUGAAACUCCAAAUUCACGACAACCAGGUUCUCCAUUUAAGUGCUGACAGGAAAGAUGAGGAUGAUCAGGAAACUGGUGAGGCUGAUGAUCGAAAGCGUGGUGGUGGUGAGUAUAAGUGGCACUGCAAAGAGCGGAUUUGUGGUGGGAGUUUCCAGAGGGAGUUUCGGUUGCCUGAAGAUGCAUUGGUUGAUCAGAUUAAGGCUUCAAUGAGUGAUGGGGUGUUGGUUGUUACCGUGCCUAAAGAUCAUCAUUUGAAGAAGAAAAAGUUGAAGCACAGAGCAGUUGAAAUUUCAGGUGUGGAUGGCCGAAAUGAUGCUUCUUCUCCUAAAGGAUUUGGAAGGUUUGUUUGCUGCAAAGCUUAG
Coffea eugenioides is the source of this 498-nucleotide messenger RNA. RefSeq names its product 18.1 kDa class I heat shock protein-like. NCBI's taxonomy places the organism in Eukaryota, Viridiplantae, Streptophyta, Magnoliopsida, Gentianales, Rubiaceae. Gene Ontology annotation, biological process: protein folding; response to salt stress; response to heat. The transcript has a single exon. The record is from RefSeq and is a predicted model, not a curated record. Bases 1 to 498 code for a protein of 165 amino acids.